Molecule: messenger RNA, 951 nt
Organism: Sphenostylis stenocarpa
Lineage: Eukaryota; Viridiplantae; Streptophyta; Magnoliopsida; Fabales; Fabaceae
Source: the annotation of a GenBank genome assembly
AUGGAGGCAAAGUCACUGCUUCAAGGUUCUUCUCUUGCACCUUCUUAUCCCCUCUCUAAGCAUUCGAAAACCACCAUGAUGACGGCCAACUGCGUUAGAUUCAAGUUCAACCACAAUCCAUGCCUCAUAUUCGCGAAUGGGUACCCUACUUCUUCUUCUUUGCUUCCACUUUCUAUUCACAAUAAGCCCAGAAAAUCAGCAUCAGUGAUUGUAAGUGCCCGCAAGAAAGACAAGAAAGAUGAUACCCAUAGCUCCGUACCCAAACCUGACGAGGCCACGGGUUUCUUCCCCGAAGCUGUGCUCCUUAAAAAGAGAACAGUUGAGGAAGAAGGGAAGCUUCUCCCGGAGUUUGAAGACGAAGAGGAAAGAGAACUCUUUGAAUCGCUGAUGCUUGAGCUGGAAAGUGAUAUGAAUACUGAAAUAUUGCGCCACUAUGAGGUUAUGUACUUAAUUCACGAGAAGCAUGAAGAUGAGGUUGCAGCUGUCAACGAGAAAAUUCAAGACUUUAUGAGGGAGAAGAAAGGCCAGGUUUGGAGGCUGAAUGAUUGGGGUAUGAGAAGGCUAGCUUACAAAAUAAAGAAAGCUAAAAAAGCCCACUACAUGUUGAUGAACUUCGAGUUGGAUGCAAAAUAUAUCAAUGAUUUCAAGACUUUGUUGGACCAAGAUGAAAGAGUUAUUCGGCAUCUUGUGAUAAAGAGAGACGAGGCAAUCACUGAAGAUUGCCCUCCUCCUCCGGAGUUUCAUACUUUACGUGCAAAUGCAGAUGAUAUCGACGACGACGAUGAAGAAUUUGAUGAUGACUGGGAUGGUGAAGAUGAGGAUGAUGAUGAUGGUAUUAUUUUUGUAGAUGAUGAUGAUGAUGAUGUCAUGGAUUCAAGAAAUGAGACAUCAGCAAAUGUUAGAGAAGCAGAAGAAAUAAGAGAGUUGAGGGCUGAAAAUGUAGGUAGGUAA